Coregonus clupeaformis (lake whitefish) is the source of this 3354-nucleotide messenger RNA. Its product is annotated as intracellular hyaluronan-binding protein 4. The record is from RefSeq and is a predicted model, not a curated record. Gene Ontology annotation, biological process: positive regulation of translational initiation; positive regulation of RNA splicing. The coding region runs from base 187 to 1314 and encodes 375 amino acids. Lineage: Eukaryota; Metazoa; Chordata; Actinopteri; Salmoniformes; Salmonidae. Gene Ontology annotation, molecular function: RNA binding. The transcript has 9 exons. Gene Ontology annotation, cellular component: cytoplasm; nucleus.
CUAGUUCCCCACGUGGAACCAUUUAAAAGUCGCGAGCAAACAUUAUGCGUCUACUCUGUUCAUGUGAAAUGCACGGUAUGCCUUAACAAAGUGAGGUUUGACUUGCAGUUUAAAUAUAUUCGCUACUUUAUGACUACUGUGUGGUAGCUAAAUUAGCUUAUGAGCUAGGCAGCAAGCUACAUUUCCAUGGCUUUGAAGUUGAUUGGCGUUUCUGACAACGCAGCAAUGCUCCCGGACGACUACGGUUGUGUUGUGGCUAAUCGUUUCUGUCAGCUUGUGGAUGACGAGGCCGACCCGUUCGACUUUAUAAAACAAGCCGAGUUACAGAAGGAGAAGAAAAAGAAAGCAAACGAUAAGACCGUGAAGCCUAAAAAACCUGGACAGAGGGAGUCCCAGAGAGAUAGGCGGGUCCCCGUUUUAGUCGAUGGAGAAGACAACCUGCCAAGAAAUGAUACAGGUGGUAAGCGUUCUGCCCGAGGGGUUGGGGUCCAGAAUGAGAGCAGAGGGGUGGUGGAGGCUGAGAGUGGCACAAGGCGAGCUGUCUUCGGGGAACGCAGGACCAACCAAGAGGAACACCCACAGGAGUACUCCAUCCAGAAGCCAGCUUAUUAUGCUUACGGCGAAGUCCGAGGGGGCGGCAGAGGCUACAGAAACAUUGAUACUACCGGUAGCUUCAACCUGAGGGGAAAGAGAGAAUAUGAACGCUACAGUGGAACAGGAAUCUCCCCAGAGGAGAAGAGAGGAGGACGUGGGCCCUGGAACAGGGGCUCUGUUCAAGACCCUACUUCCAUGGGUGAUGUAGGGGUGAAUGUGAAGCCUGACGCAGGAGGCAUCCCACCUGAGGCCGGCCAACAGCCAGCGGAGAUGGAGGGAGAGAAUCGCCCAUCAGAGGAGGAUGUGGUGGUCCAAGUUGCCAUGGAGAUGUCUCUGGAUGAGUGGAAGGCCCUACAGGAGCUGAGUCGCCCCAAGGCUGAGUUGAACCUCCGUAAGCCGGACAGCAAGGUGCCCUCCAAGGCCAGAGUUAUACACAAGUCCAAACUCAUUGAGAACCUGAAGGCGGAGUCUGUGGAAGAACAGGAAGAGGACUACCACUUCUCCAGUCUGCGCAGAUCUGCCAAUGACAUCACUUCCCAUUUGGAGUUCAACUUUGGCAGCCUGCAGCGCCCCAGCCGAGGGGGGAGGGGACAAGGCAGGGGGGAGAGAGGGGGGAUGACUUGUCACCCUGAGAGAGCAGAGAAGACUGAAAGGGCUUAUGUCCUAGCCCCAAACCCAGAAGACCCUGAGGACUUCCCUGCAUUGGCUGUGGGGAGAUGAAUUCUAUGCAAAUGGACACGACAGCCCAACACUAAGGUCUGCCUUGCACAGUGGGCACACCGCCUCAGACCACAGAAUAUUGGCAGUCCAUGUUCUGAUAAUUUCCCAGUGAUACUACAUUUUCAAUCGCCACUGUUCAUCGCCACCCAGCAGUUGUGAUCUACUGCGAACGGCUGACGUUCCUGUUGGUCUGUCUUGUACUGUAUACACUUGAGUCUUACCAGUUACAGUUAGGGGUGUUCUACAUGAUGUGACUUCAUAGAUGUACAGCUGCAGACUGAACAUUCAGAACACUCGCCACAACACACUAAACAUUAAUCGUUGACUUUAUCCUGUGAUCUGCAACCACUAUCCAACACCUGUUCUCUGUUGCUUUCAUCUAGCACAAUGAAGUGUACAAGAUUGAAAGUACAAAGCUUGGAAAAUCAUGAGUGGUGCUAGCGAGGUGUCCAUGAACAGAAUUCAGUUGGUUUUUGAAGCACAGGAUGUUGCAUGUAUUUUAUUAAAAUGGCAAAUGUAAUUUAUAGAAUAACUGUCAGACAAUGGUGAGUAAGUGGUGGGAUUUUAUUUUUUUCAAAGCUGGUAUAGUCCAUGUGCUCUGAGCAGAUAUAUAUUGCAUGAUAAUCACGAAUGCGAUGUGGCCCGUUAGGACUUUUUAAAUGCAAGACUUACUAUCUUAUAGUAUGGUUCAUCAAAACAAGUACAAAAAUAUUUAAAGUACAAAUCAAUUGUUUUCAGUAUCUCAAAUGUUGACUUAUUUACAGGUGUAAGUACAGCAGCUCAACAAAUAGACUAGAAGCUUCACUGGAGGAAAAGGAAACGGGCAUAGAAAUACAACAUCCAGAAUAGAUAGAAAUGAAAGGACAUCAUGGACAAGCCAUCUAUUAUUCAACAGGGUGGCAUCGUAAUAGUUCUAUGCAUUACAUUUCGAUCUGCAACAUUCAGAAAGAUGCUCCCAAAACAGCAUACCCACCCCAGUAGACAUUGUGCUUGUUUAAGAGGGCCGACUUGAGCUAGGCGUUUCACAACUUCUCAUCUACAAAACACUUAAACUUCCAAAAACUGGGCAUGGAAUGAUCCCUAUCAUACAAAGGUUAAGAAAUCUGAGCGGUAACUAGCUCUGAAGGACAUUUGUCAACAAGCAGACUCAUUAGUUUGACAGUUCAGGAUAAGUCAGGAUUACUAUGGCAACCUACGUAAACAAGCAGGCAAUGUUUAUGUACAGGUAACUUCCAAAAUAAAGGAACCGCCAACAUAGUGUCUUAUAGGGCGUUGGCCCACCACAACAGCUUCAAUGUGCCUGGGCAUAGAUUCUACAAGAGUAUGGAUCUGGUGAUUAAGAUGCACACACCCUUUAAACCCCCUAUGCUCCUCUGAGACCCCUCUUUCAAUGUCACUGAGAUCCCUGGUAGCCAAAAUAAUGGGCAACUGGGGAUUUUUGUACAUGACCCUAAGCAUGAUGGGAUGUUAAUUAACUCAGGAAGCUGAGGGAUAUACUACGUACCUGGUUUGUGGAGUUAGUCAGGUAACUUUCGUCAACUGAGUUCAAAUCAGGAUAACCGGUACAACGAAAGUGGCUAAUCUUUUUAGCCAGGCACAUUUCGCUGCAAUGAAUGAUUCAGAACUAACCUGCUCCGGGGCAGGCGAACUCCAUUAAUCCUGAAUUAAGUUGAGGACCAAUGAAAUCAGAUUCCCCUCCCUCUCUAAUCUCACCUUUUGCGUCUUCAUCCCUUUCUUUUUGAGGAUUAUUUAAAUAUUGUAUUAAUCAAAUAUUGUUUAAAGACAUUAAAAUACCUAUCACAUAUUUAGUAAUGACAGGAUGCAUUUGAACGUUCACACACAGUUAAAACCUUCGUAUUACCUUAUUUUAUCCAUAGGAGUGGGGAAAAGGUUGUGUGCAUUAUAAGCACACCGAAUACUGAAUUAAUAAGUAUUAAAAGACAGCACUUCUAAUAGCGUAUUUCACAUUAUAAACUGGGUGGUUAAAGCCCUGAAUGCUGAUUGCCUGUGGUAUAUUAGACCGUAUACCAUGGGUAUGAC